AUGGUUCUGUUGCAUCCUCGAAUCUCGAUCGCCAUAUCGCCGGAUUACAAUCAUCUCCGGAAAAGCUUUCACGAUGUGCUUUGCUGCAUGAGAUUUGGAUUAGCGCGAGAUCAUCUCCCUCCGAAACGAUCCUUGGCCUACUAUUCGGUCACUUCCCGAUCUCGACAACAACAUCCCAAGUCGCCGAUCACCAUGGCGACCAAGAGCGAGGAUCUCGCGAAAUCAUCGACGGAGGAGACAGUUAAGGUAGAGGAGGUUAAGAAGGAGGAGGAUAAGAAGGAGGAGGUCUCGCUCCCUCCGCCGCCGGAGAAACCAGAGCCUGGCGAUUGUUGCGGUAGCGGCUGCGUCCGGUGCGUUUGGGAUGUGUAUUACGAUGAGCUCGAAGAAUACAACAAGCUUUCUAGUUCCAUUCCUGGAGAAACUAAAUCCAAUUGA
Thlaspi arvense is the source of this 435-nucleotide messenger RNA. The record is from the annotation of a GenBank genome assembly. NCBI's taxonomy places the organism in Eukaryota, Viridiplantae, Streptophyta, Magnoliopsida, Brassicales, Brassicaceae.